AUGCAAUUUUGGAAGUUUUCUUCGCAAGUUCUUGCUACUGUGCUUGCUACUGUGUCUGUUGUCGCUGCUAGUGGCCCUUCUGAUGGUGAUGCUAUUGCCGACCCAAACUCUGCUGUUGUCAAGUUGACCGCUAAGGAAUUCAAAAGCUUCCUUGACGAGAAUCCAUUGGUCUUGACUGAAUUCUUUGCUCCAUGGUGUGGUUACUGUAAACAGUUGGGACCAGAACUCUCCAAGGCUGCUGACAUUUUGAACGAGACCCACCCAAAGAUCAAGGUGGCACAAGUCGACUGUACGGAAGAAGAGACAUUGUGUCAACAACACCAGAUCAGAGGAUACCCUACCUUGAAGGUUAUGAGAGGUGCUUACAACCAGCCAUCUGACUACAAUGGCCCUCGUUCUGCAGAUGGAAUCGUGGAAUACAUGAUCCAGCAAUCUCUUCCUCCUGUUCAGCAGGUUUCUGAUGUGGAGGAGAUUGUCAAACUCUCUAAAUCUGAAACUAAGCCAUUCAUGAUUCAAGUUUUCCCAUCUGCUGUCCACAAAUCUGCUGUUGCUCAAAAUGAAACUUUCAACGACUUGGCCUCCUCUCAAAGAAGUGAAAUGACAUUUGUCUCCGUUGAAACUGAUGCUGAAAUCAAGAAGCUUAACAAGUUGCUCGACGCCGAUAUCUCCACCAAAUCCGCUUCUUACUUGAUUGUGCACCCUAAUGAGUUAAGCGAUGCCAGAGUCUUCUCCGGUGAGUUUUCCAAGGAGAAUAUUGAUGACUGGGUCAAAAAUGCCAAGGUUCCCUACUUUGGUGACAUCAACAGAGACACUUACUUGGUUUACAUGGCUUCCACCUUGCCAUUGGGUUACUACUUUUACAAUGAUGAGGCACAAAGAAAGGAAGUUGAUGAGUUCUUCUCCAAACUUGGCAAGAAAUACUCUGGCAAAAUGAACUUUGUCGGUUUGGAUGCUUCUCAAUUUGGCCGUCACGCUGAGAUCUUGAACAUGGACCCUGAGAUCGUUCCAUUGUUUGCUGUGCAAAACAACAGUAACGGUAAGAAGUAUGGUAUCAACCAAACUGAAUACCCAAGCGGCCCAUCAACUGAAGUUAUCUCUGACUUCGUUGAAAAGUUUUUGGCCGGUGAAGUUGAGCCUAUAGUUAAGUCCGAACCAUUGCCAACUGAGGAAGAGGUCAAUGCGCAAGCCGUCGUUAAGUUGGUUGCCCACAACUACAUGGACGUUCUUAAUGACACUUCUAAAGACGUUUUCAUCAAAUACUAUGCCCCAUGGUGUGGCCACUGUAAGAAGUUGGCUCCUAUCUGGGAAGAAUUGGCUGAAAUUUAUGGCUCGAAAGACGAGGACUCCAAGGUGGUUAUCGCUAAUGUUGACCACACUCUUAACGAUGUUGACACGCCAAUCAUGAUUGAAGGAUACCCAACUCUCAUUUUUUACCCAGCCAACGGUAAGGUCAAUGAGGCCACUGGUUUGAGAGAACAUGUUAUCUUUGAAAAUGCCAGAGAUUUGGAGACUUUGAUGGAAUUCAUCAAGAAGCAUGGUGUCAACGAUGUUGAUGGCGAAAAGUUGAAGGCUGCUAGAGAAGCCGCUCUUCAAGAAGCUGAAGAUGCUGAGGAAGAUGUUGAAGAAGAGGAAUCUGCUGCUGACCACGACGAGUUGUAA
Messenger RNA from Clavispora lusitaniae ATCC 42720, 1659 nucleotides. RefSeq names its product protein disulfide isomerase (gene PDI1). NCBI's taxonomy places the organism in Eukaryota, Fungi, Ascomycota, Pichiomycetes, Serinales, Metschnikowiaceae. The record is from RefSeq and is a predicted model, not a curated record. Gene Ontology annotation, biological process: response to endoplasmic reticulum stress; protein folding. Gene Ontology annotation, cellular component: endoplasmic reticulum. Gene Ontology annotation, molecular function: protein disulfide isomerase activity.